Messenger RNA from Neurospora tetraspora, 1352 nucleotides. Its product is annotated as Translin. Lineage: Eukaryota; Fungi; Ascomycota; Sordariomycetes; Sordariales; Sordariaceae. Bases 392 to 1111 code for a protein of 239 amino acids. The transcript has 4 exons. Gene Ontology annotation, cellular component: nucleus; cytoplasm. Gene Ontology annotation, molecular function: RNA binding; single-stranded DNA binding; sequence-specific DNA binding. The record is from RefSeq and is a predicted model, not a curated record. Gene Ontology annotation, biological process: RNA metabolic process.
GAUCUCAAUUGACGUUGGUAUGUGGUCAUGGACGCUGUCUUCAUGGCAAAAUGAGUACCAGGAGAUAAUAAGAAAUCAUGUAACUCAAAACAUCUGGUCUGCCAAUAUCAAGAUCUUGUCGUACUGACCUCGUAGUCGCUCUUUCCCUUCUGUGUUUUCAUCGCGUUCAAGAAUUGCCGAAUUGGAACAAACUGCAAUCGCAGAUAAAAAUCAAGCAUCCGUCACUUUUAUCGUUUGCGGUUUGCACGAAGGAUUCUCGAUUUGAUCACCACAUCACAUCCAACAACCACAUCAAACUCAGCCAUUCACAAUCACUUUAUAGUUCCAUACUUCUCGAAUUGUUGCCAACUUCAUAACAUCGCCCUUUCCACGACGUAACAACUUGUUCAAGAUGGCUCCGCCGAUGAUUGACCCCGCGCUCUUCGACCAGCUCAAGGACAACAUCGAGAAGGAUAGCAGUAUUCGCAAAGACCUGGAGCAGAUCAUCGAGGAACUCAAUCAGAAUGUCUCUUAUACGCAGGGAGUGUUGACCAAGAUCCACUCCACUUCUCGUUCGAAAUAUCCCGCACUUCUUUCCCAGGUUGAGAGUGGUAUCAAGAAGGAACUGGAUACCACGACCCGACUAGCUCAGUUCGCUUCGCAGUACCCUUACUACAAGUACAACUACAAGUGGGGACGCACACUUCAGGAUGCCAUCGCUACGGUGCUCCUCUGUGCUUGGUUGGGCGGCAUGGGCAGCGACAGCAAGCCCGGCGAGGUUGGUCGUCUUUUGACAUUGGAGGAAGUUGGUGAGGUAUUUGGAGCUCCCGUCAACCUCAAGGACCGUGACGCCUUCCACAUCACCAUCGAAGAGUAUCUCCUGGCUCUCAUCUCGGUUGUUGAAGACCUCAGCCGCCUCGCCAUGAACUCUGUGACGCUGGGCGAUACAGAGCUGGCUGUGCAGAUUAGCGGGUUCAUCAAGGAUCUGCACGGAGGGUUCCAGAUGCUCAAUCUGAAGAACGAUAUCCUGCGGAAGAGGGUAGAUUCGGUCAAGUACGCCGUUAAGAAGGUCGAGGAUGUGGUGUAUGACUUGUCUUUGAGAAACCUCAUCCCGGCUAAGGAGGCUCAAUAGAUGGAGAUGAUUUGCCUUUGGGGUCAGCAACUUGCAGGUUAAGGGCACAUUGUAGGCUCUCAAAGUCAUGGUUUAUGAGGCUUGGGUCGUUGUUAUAUCAGCCGUCACGUAUGGGGUGUAGGCAUUUGAGAAGCGUUUGGCUAUACACGGAAGCAGGGCCCAUCCGCGGUGCUGAACGGGUUCAACUCUGACCAGUCUACCAAAUAGCAUCAAUAAAACAUAGCAUCCAAAGUCCUGAGCA